AUGAGUUUCAAAAACAAUGGCUUGCUUCCAUACUUGCAAGACAAUGUAGGUGUUCCUGAUGCGCUGGUUCUCGAAUGCAGAGAAGGAUUUACGUGGAGAAGGGAGUUGUUCCAAUGGGAGUUGGAGCUUGUCAACCAGCUUCAUGAGAGGUUAAGGACGGUGACAUUGGCAGAUGGGCAAGAGGAUUAUAUAGUUUGGAAGUUUGAUUGUAAAGGGAUAUUCUCUACCAACUCUGUCGUGAAGGUCCUACAAUCGGAGACUCUGUCAGCGGAGGUAACGAGCUACAGUUUUACAAGUGCCGUCUGGAGAGGAGUGGUACCUCCGAGAAUUGAGCUUUUUGGAUGGUUUGUGCUUGUUGGUAGAGUUAAUACCAAGGAGAGGUUGACCCGGCUAGGCGUUAUUUUGCCAACUGAUAAUAUCUGUGUUCUUUGCAAGAAGGAGUUGGUUGAGGAUUGGGUUAUUCCUGGUACCGUUAGAGAACUGUUUGAGAGUUGGACUAGUUGGCAUAAGCGAAAACAAGAACAGAAGAGGAGGCUGACUGGGUUCUUCGCAGUGAUCUGGAAUAUUUGGGUGGAACGAAAUGCUAGGAUCUUUAAUGAUAAGGAAACAGGUGUUGACUUCGUAAUAAGGAGAACAAUCCAGAGUUACAAUGAAUGGUCUGCUAGUGCUUCUGCGGGUUGUUGA
Molecule: messenger RNA, 684 nt
Organism: Arachis duranensis
Lineage: Eukaryota; Viridiplantae; Streptophyta; Magnoliopsida; Fabales; Fabaceae
Exons: 4
Coding region: 1-684 (227 amino acids)
Source: RefSeq, a predicted model, not a curated record